Messenger RNA from Podospora pseudocomata, 1629 nucleotides. RefSeq lists its product as uncharacterized. Bases 1 to 1629 code for a protein of 542 amino acids. NCBI's taxonomy places the organism in Eukaryota, Fungi, Ascomycota, Sordariomycetes, Sordariales, Podosporaceae. Gene Ontology annotation, molecular function: protein binding. The record is from RefSeq and is a predicted model, not a curated record. The transcript has a single exon.
AUGGCAGCACGAGAGAGGAUGAGGAAUGAUGUGGUAGAGGUGGAGGCGGUCAUUGCUGCGGCGCCGGCUACGAGGACAGCGGAGGAGAAGCCACUAAAGACACCACAUAUCGAGCUGCGAGGCCUGGAGAGGAGACUGGAAGCGAUAUUGCCUGACCAGAUCGACCCAGUGACCAACGCCCCCAACGACAGAAUCAUCAUCGACAAUUCGCCAGUGACCUCAACCCUCGUGGCACCUAGCGUCACCCCGGAGGUGUCAACCUCUCGAGGCACGCCAUCAUCCAGACCGACACAGGAUAUGAACACGAACACUGGCAACGCCGACGAAGGCGUAAGCGUCGCGGUCAAAGCUGGCAUCGCAAUGGGUGUCCUCGCCGGCGUGCUAGUACUCUUCGUGGUGGUCUGGUUGAUAAUGAGCAUGCGCAAGAAGAAGCAAGCCCGCAGACGCCAGCAGAUCGAGGACGAUGAAAAGAUCCACGGACCUUUCUCCGACAGCGCAGCCAUAUCGAGAAGCCCGCCCGCUGCUGCUGCCCCCAGCGCGGCUCCCAGACUGAGCCUCCGUCCGGUUUCUCAACUGUGGCAGAACUUGGCUCCUAGCGGGCACCCCGAGCGGAGGGCUUCUAGGGGUAUCCAACUCACCGUCAACCCCGCCGGCCCGUCUCAUUCCCCGACCAACUCUCUGUCGCCGUUGAAUCGUCCUAACCAAGGGGGUUCAGCUUGGGAGCGCCACAGGAUGCAGUCUACCACCCCCACCGGGGACAACCGCCCUGGCACCCAAGGGAGCGUUUACUCCCUCAAUCCCUUCCACGACAGCCACUCCACCAGGAACUACAACAACGAGCCCGUCAGCCCGGUGUCUACCCUCGCGCCAGAGUUCCCUGCCGUCCCGAGCAAAAACCGCUCUCCAACACCAGAGCCAGUAUCCCCAAUAGAUCAGGACACUGACCUCCCCGAUUUUGGCGCCGGCUCCAAGCCUCUAACCCGCAAGACGUCCAUCAACCACCACAAUAAGGGGUUGCCCAAACCACUGGACCUGACGAAGCCACCAUCCCCGUUAUACGCCCCCGGCCCGGCAUCCCCAGCAGGAACAGAAUACAGCAUGCACUCCAUGUCCCCCUCAACUAUGGUCCCCUCCUCCACAUCAGCAGCCGAGAUCGCCGCUGCCGGCGGGCCCCAAAACUCAACUGUGCAUCGUGUCCAGCUCGAUUUCAAGCCCACUCUCGAGGACGAAUUAGGUCUCAAGGCGGGACAGCUGGUGCGGUUGCUGCACGAAUAUGAUGACGGCUGGGCGCUGUGUAUUAGGCUUGAUCGAUCGCAGCAGGGGGUUGUGCCGAGGACUUGCUUGUCUACACGGCCGGUGAAGCCCAGGCCGGCGCAGAACGGGCCGAGGGUUGUGCCCCAGGGGGGGUAUAAUAGGGGUGGGAAUGGGAAUAACACGGGGGGGUUUCCAUCCCCGCCGGGGCAGCAACAAAAUGGGGGUUGGCAGAGCGCGGAGAGGUCCGAGAGCCCGGGGAGUUUUUACUCGACGAACCAGGGGGUCAGCCCCAGUCCGGGGGGUGGUGGGAGUGGUGGGAUUGGAACGAUGAUGGGGCAAGGGGGGGGCGAGUAUGAGAUGCAGAUGGGGGGUUGA